Lepidothrix coronata (blue-crowned manakin) is the source of this 2418-nucleotide messenger RNA. RefSeq names its product inhibitor of growth family member 4 (gene ING4). The record is from RefSeq and is a predicted model, not a curated record. Gene Ontology annotation, biological process: positive regulation of apoptotic process; regulation of DNA-templated transcription. NCBI's taxonomy places the organism in Eukaryota, Metazoa, Chordata, Aves, Passeriformes, Pipridae. The coding region runs from base 751 to 1548 and encodes 265 amino acids. The transcript is spliced from 7 exons. Gene Ontology annotation, cellular component: nucleus.
ACAUAUAAAGGUGACAAUAAUCAAGCUUGGAUUUCAGGUUAAUGCAGUAACACUAGAUCUCAUUGUGAUUAGACAGGCAUGGAAAAAUGAGAAUUGUUUUUUAUCAGCUUUGCCAGUUGAGCAUCUGGUGAUGCCUAGGGGGUGAGUGGCAUAGUGCAUUGAAAAUUAAUUGACUAUCAACUUCACAUUGCUCAUUCAGAGCCCUACAAACGUUUAUUAUUCAUGAUGUAUGGCAUCCUUCCAGGUUUUGGAUGGACAGCACUGAGAUGACGGUGCAGAAGGCACAAAAAGGAACACGUCACGGGGGGUUAAAACUGAUACUCACUGCUCCCUGUCCCAUCUCAGACUUGCUCUUUGGCUCUGCCCAAAGCAUCUACUGUCUCCUAUAUGUAAAAUGGAUGCACUAAAACAAACUCACUUUUCGGUGAAUUAGCAUUUGAUCAACUUUAAUUUCUACAUCCUCGUGUAGGAACAACUAAAUGGCAUUAUUUACCAGCUGUUGUACUAUUUUUUUCAUUACUAAGUGGAGUUUUUGAAUAUGUUAUAAUGACUGACACUCAUUACAAAUUUUGAGUUUCUGCUUCCUUAAUGUGGAUCUUUCUGCAUGGCAGCAGUUUUCUGCUAACUAAUAUGUAUUCUAGGGCUGUGCUCCCAGAUUAAAUCUAUCACGUUUUUAUAGUCUGUCUCCUCUGGAGCUGGCAACAAAUGGAAGCACGCUAAUGUGCACCAGGGACAUCAUUAGAGGGGUAUAUGUGUCGUUAUUGGUUAGCUUUGUUCCUGCCUUGGCAUCAUGGACAUGAACCUGAUUUCUCCAUGUAUUCUCCUUUCCCUGCAGGUAUUGAGAACCUGCCAUUUGAAUUGCAGAGAAACUUCCAGCUCAUGCGAGAUCUGGAUCAGAGGACAGAAGACCUCAAGUCGGAGAUCGAUAAGUUGGCCACAGAGUAUAUCAGCAAUGCACGAACUUUGUCUUCAGAGGAAAAACUGGGGCUUCUCAAGCAAAUCCAGGAGGCCUAUGGGAAGUGCAAGGAGUUUGGGGACGACAAGGUUCAGCUGGCUAUGCAGACCUACGAGAUGGUUGAUAAGCACAUCCGGCGGCUGGACACAGACCUCGCUCGCUUUGAAGCAGACCUGAAGGAGAAGCAGAUAGAGUCGAGUGACUAUGACAGUUCUUCCAGCAAGGGCAAGAAGAAGGGCCGAGCCCAGAAAGAGAAAAAAGCUGCCCGUGCUCGCUCUAAAGGGAAGAACUCUGAUGAGGAAGCACCAAAAACUGCCCAAAAGAAAUUGAAGCUCGUCCGCACUAGCACAGAGUAUGGGAUGCCUUCAGUCACCUUUGGAAAUGUGCACCCCUCGGAUGUACUGGAUAUGCCCGUGGACCCCAAUGAGCCUACUUACUGCCUCUGCCACCAGGUCUCCUAUGGGGAGAUGAUUGGCUGCGACAACCCAGAUUGUUCCAUUGAGUGGUUUCAUUUUGCCUGUGUGGGUCUGACAACAAAACCAAGAGGGAAAUGGUUCUGCCCUCGCUGUUCGCAGGAGAGGAAGAAGAAGUAAAUUCCCAUGAAACCUCAGAACUGCUGCAGGAGCUCUCUUCCCCCUGCCAGGGCCUCGUCCCAGUUCCCCCAGCCCUUGGGGCCUUGGCUGAGGGGGAGUCUUGCCCUGUUUGUGGUUUGGGCCAUCCCUGGAAUGGUGUGUACCCUCACAGUGGUUCCUGUGUGUUCUGUAUCCCGGGUUGCUUCCAAGUCCCUAAGGGAGGACUUCUCUGUGUACUAUUCCAAACAGGUCUCUGAACCUCAAAGGGAAUGAAUGAGGGCACCAGGGUAGCCACCAGAUUCACAGGGAUUCAGGUAGCCCCUGAUUUUCCUUGGCUUUCCUUCAGCCUCCUCAGAGUUCAUUGCCUACUCUGUGCUUAGAGAACAAGGCUAUGGGAUGGGGGAAGGAAAGGAGGUAAGUCUUCAGCAUUUUAGGUCAUUGAUUUUCCUGGAUCUUUUUCAGGAGAGAGGGGGUAACCAGGCUACUUCUUAAUCUAGUGGACUGGUUGAGAAACUGAAAACCUGAUGUGCUCCCUGUCUUUAACCAUUCCAUUACUGGCAUUGAGCAGCCUCUUUUGCUGGGGAGAGGAGGAGGGAGUGUUUAGAGCUAGCUUUGUCUCCCUUAUUCCUGGGGUAACCCUGCUGGUCUGGGAAGCACAUUAUGGGAAGGAGGAAGAAUUUCUAACCACGUGGGGAGAAGUGGCUUGGUCUAGCCUGUCUUCCGGCUCCAAAAUUCUGCCUUCCUUUUGUGCAGUGGUGCUUCUCCAUUAUGUUGACAGUGGAAAGUUUGGGGAUCAGAUCCCACUUGUAUAAAACAGAAUGAAAUAAAAUUCAUUGAAACAAAUAUUCUGUUUGCCUUGCUGUUACCUCCAAAAUAAAUUGUGGCAAUUGG